Cebus imitator (Panamanian white-faced capuchin) is the source of this 1311-nucleotide messenger RNA. It is a transcript of the gene STRADB, whose product is annotated as STE20 related adaptor beta. Lineage: Eukaryota; Metazoa; Chordata; Mammalia; Primates; Cebidae. Gene Ontology annotation, molecular function: protein kinase activity; ATP binding; protein serine/threonine kinase activator activity. The record is from RefSeq and is a predicted model, not a curated record. The transcript is spliced from 10 exons. Gene Ontology annotation, biological process: protein phosphorylation. The annotation marks the transcript as partial.
UCCCUGCGGGUAGCCUGGAGCUGGGGCAGAGUUCCAAGCUCACGGCCCCGGUUGCGGCCGCACCGCCCUCCCGCGCCGCGCGCCGGGAGCGGGCCUAGAGCGCUCGCCUACCACCUCCGCGAGCCGGUCUCCGGCGCCCGCCCCGGUCCGCACCGCUGGCAGUCUGAAGAGAGUCACUGGCCGUGGUCGCCGCUAGGUAGGAUAUAUCUGCAUUUUGAAAGGAAGAUAAAAGCCUUCUUUGGAAUAGAUGGAUUUUUGUCACUUUCUGUGAACUAAAGCGAUUCAAUGUCUCUUUUGGAUUGUUUCUGCACUUCAAGAACACAAGUUGAAUCACUCAGACCUGAAAAACAGUCUGAAACCAGUAUCCAUCAAUACUUGGUCGAUGAGCCAACCCUUUCCUGGUCACCUGCAACCACGAGAGCCAGUGAAGUAGCAUGUUCCACCAACGUUUCUCACUAUGAGCUCCAAGUAGAAAUAGGAAGAGGAUUUGACAACUUGACUUCUGUCCAUCUUGCACGGCAUACUCCUACGGGAACACUGGUAACUAUAAAAAUUACAAAUCUGGAAAACUGUAAUGAAGAACGCCUGAAAGCUUUACAGAAAGCCGUGAUUCUAUCUCACUUUUUCCGGCAUCCCAAUAUUACAACUUACUGGACAGUUUUCACUGUUGGCAGCUGGCUUUGGGUUAUUUCUCCAUUUAUGGCCUAUGGUUCAGCAAGUCAACUCUUGAGGACCUAUUUUCCUGAAGGAAUGAGUGAAACUUUAAUAAGAAACAUUCUCUUUGGAGCAGUGAGAGGGUUGAACUAUCUACACCAAAACGGCUGUAUUCACAGGAGUAUUAAAGCCAGCCAUAUCCUCAUUUCUGGUGAUGGCCUAGUGACACUCUCUGGCCUGUCCCAUCUGCAUAGUUUGGUUAAGCAUGGACAGAGGCAUAGGGCUGUGUAUGAUUUCCCACAGUUCAGCACAUCAGUGCAGCCGUGGCUGAGCCCAGAACUACUGAGACAGGAUUUACAUGGCUAUAAUGUGAAGUCAGAUAUUUACAGUGUUGGUAUUACAGCAUGUGAAUUAGCCAGUGGGCAGGUGCCUUUCCAGGACCUGCAUAGAACUCAGAUGCUGUUACAGAAACUGAAAGGUCCUCCUUAUAGCCCAUUGGAUAUCAGUAUUUUCCCUCAAUCAGAAUCCAGAAUGAAAAGUUCCCGGUCAGGUAUAGACUCUGGGAUUGGAGAAAGUGUGCUUGUCUCCAGUGGAACUCACACAGUAAAUAGUGACCGAUUACACACACCAUCCUCAAAAACCUUCUCUCCUGCCUUC